Messenger RNA from Mya arenaria, 725 nucleotides. RefSeq lists its product as uncharacterized. Bases 183 to 725 code for a protein of 180 amino acids. The transcript has 5 exons. NCBI's taxonomy places the organism in Eukaryota, Metazoa, Mollusca, Bivalvia, Myida, Myidae. The record is from RefSeq and is a predicted model, not a curated record.
GAACUUCUGAACAUUGAGAAAAAUCCGCGAAGCCGCAAUAUAACAUGUCAUCUGACGCGCCUUUGUGCUUGUAUGACGCUGACUUUGGAGGAGAAUUUGAGUGGAUUUACGAAGCUGAAUGCCAUGAAGACAACCUCACCUCCCUCCAGUAGCUUUGGGCUGAGCAUUCCAUCAAAGCAACAAUGGUGAAGAGCAUGCUGAAUGACCUCGAGAAAGCUAAAGUGGAAACAGACUGUGACAUUGCGCGCUGGUGUGAUCUGAGUCCCCCUUUACUGAUGCAGUCUGAAUGGCUCGUAGAAGACAGGAAUCCUAAGGUGCUGAUGGAGAGACAGGGAGGCUUGACCCUUGACGAGAUGAUAGCAUCACACGAGUCGAGAAAACAGCGAUGGAGAGAAAAUGCUGAAAUUGAAGCGCAGGACGAAAGCAGUGAAGAGGAGAUGACGUCACAGAAACGUCAACGGCUUGAAAUUGAUAAGCCUAGCCACAUAGAUGAUAAGCCAUUUGGAACAUUAGAUAAACCCAAGUCCGGAGAGAAUAAGGAUCCUCACAUAAUUUAUGAAGAAAACAAUAAAGAAGAUGAUGACACUGUAAGGGACAUUGAUGGAAAAACUACUAGUAUGAAGGCUGAUCAAGAUAUUUGCGGUUCUAAAACCUCUCUUAAAGAUAAUGGGGAGGAAAACUUUCCUUUAAGAAUUGUCAUGAGAAAUUCUCAGUCCAAUGAUUAA